AUGGGAGAUAAAAAGAUGCAAAAUGACCUAAAGGACAUUCUGGAUCAGUCUGCAGAGAAGCUGUCGCAAUUCCUCUCCGAACACAGCCUGCCCGGGACAAGAAAGGGGAUUGAAUAUCUCAAAUGAGUUGUCAAAUGUUUGAACCACCUCACAGGCUUGAAGCCAGGCAUUUUGCUGGAUCCCAUUUACAUUGGUCUCUUUGGCAGCACCGGGCCAGGGAAAAACACGUUGCUGAAUACCAUCACAGACAAAAACAACGUCUUGCCGGUGUCCGGGAGCAAAGCCUGCACAUCCCACGUGGUGCAGGUCAACACAAGCCACAGCAAACAGCAUGAGGCAAAAAUUCACCUUCUCACAGAUGAGGAGUGGAAGGAUGAGCUGAAGGGUCUGGUGGCACUUGCGGACCUGGAUGAAGAUGAGGAUGACAAUGAAAGAAACGAGGCUGUUUUGAAGAUCUCUGCUAUCUAUGGGGAAGAAGCUGAAACGAAGAGUUAUGAAGAACUGUGUAGGAUGAAACCCAUCGUCCGUAUUCCCCAUUCAAGAUGGAUCACCCUCAGGGAAACGCAUGAAGAAGACCUUUCUGAAAAAAUGGGCCCAUAUAUCUGGAUUCGGAGCAUCCGUAGUGGUGCGAAAGCAGGAACAAGCGAAGAAGACAGAAAAACACGGCCCUGGCCUCUAAUCAAAAAUGUGGAAGUGACUGUCCCAAGGUUGCAAGUGGUUCCAGAAGGUGUCGUCUUCGUGGAUAUUCCAGGGAUGGGUGAUUUCAACAGCAAAAGGGAUGCGAUGUGGAAAGAGAUGACUGGCAUAAACAUCAACAAAUGCUCUGUCGUUUGGGUGGCCAGCUCCAUCGCACGUAUUCAGGGAGACAAAAUCCAUGAGAUGCUGCUGAAAGAAGGCAUGAAGGCUUUCCAGUGUGGGAUGCGCAGGGACAUCUCCUUGGUGGUCACAAAGUCUGAUCAGAUGGAUCUAAGUGAAUACAAGUCUCCUUCAGGACUAGGACCCGUUGCUAUAACCAAGAUCCUGAAGCUGAGGGCAUACAUCCAGACGUUUUACAUAGUGCAGAAGAGGAACAUACUGAUGGAUUACGUGACAGAGGCUUUGGUCAUUUUCUCACUGAUAUUCAGUCUCCAGUCCAACCAAGAUGCACAGUACCAGCAUGUGAAGAAAAGUCACUUGAAAGACUUAAUUAUGCAGAAGAUCGUCGAUUUGGAGGAAGAUGUUGAGAAAUGUUUUAUACCGAUCGAACAACCUCUCAAUGAAGGUGUAGACCAAGCAAAGAAGUUGUAUAAGAAAAAUAUCCACAAGAUCCUCAAUGUGAAUCAUGGGUACCAGGGUUAUCACAGGAAAGCCGUGUGCCUGAACAAGAGGAUGUACACGACCCGGACCUUCUGCCUGAUAGACCUCAAUGACUCCAAAAUCGACGUGAGUUUUGGAAACAUGUUCAGGAUCCAGAUGGGCGCCUGCUCCACACUGAAAGCCCACCUUGACACGUUCGAAGAUGCCAUGCAGCAGCAACUGCAGAAAGCCAUGAUGAAGUACCCAGUGGCUGACAUAAAGUACAAGCUCAGGUUCCUUCAGCAGGAGACAGACUUCAUCAUCAGGGAGACUGAAAAAGUCAUCCUCCAGAAGAAAGCAGAAAUCUACCACUCCCUUACUCUCUCCGUUCAAAACGACCUGCUGCCAUGCUAUGAAGAUGCUGCCAGGCACAGUGGAGUACAAGCCCACAAGAGGAUGUAAACCAUCCUUAAAGGGAUAAAGAGUAAGUCGGAAAAGGGAAUGUUUGAAGAAGCGCAGGCGAGCAUGAGAAGGCACUUCCAGGAUCUGAAGGUAGAGGUCAUCAAGAAGACAGAGAAGGACUUCUCCAACACGCUCAGCCUCGCCUUUUGCCCAUGGGACCAACUCAACGGCAAGCUGCCAGGCUCGCAGAAGGAGUUCUUCUUCAUCCACACCAUUCAUGAGAACCUGCAUGCAGCCAGACAUGCUCAGAGUGCUGUGGGGAUCGUCUCAGAUGAUUCAGUUUUAUUAUUCAUGUUGGUGGCUUGCUCUCUUUACUCUGUGGGUUCGUAA
This is a messenger RNA of Gymnogyps californianus (California condor), 2067 nucleotides long. RefSeq names its product nuclear GTPase, germinal center associated (gene NUGGC). The record is from RefSeq and is a predicted model, not a curated record. Lineage: Eukaryota; Metazoa; Chordata; Aves; Accipitriformes; Cathartidae. Gene Ontology annotation, molecular function: GTPase activity.